ACCAGUGGACGGUAUAAAAACGACGAAGCAGACAGUUAAUGAAGUUAGUAGUUAAUUCGAUUUUGUUCGCACAAAAUGAACUCAUCAGUCGUGCAGUUUCUCAUUUUGUUUGCAUGCUCAAUCAGCUAUGCUUGCGCCACAACAACAUAUCGGAUGUGUGUACCGCAUCAUAUCAUGGAUGCUUGUAAAGAAGUAGCCUCUAAAUCGAGCAGUGAUGUUCAAUUCGAAUGUGUAGCUGGCAGAGAUAGAAUGGAAUGCCUGGAUAAGGUGCUAAAUCGACAGGCCGACUUUUUAGCUGCUGAUCCGGAAGACAUGUACAUUGCGUUCAAUCUCAAGAAUGAAGAUUUUUCCAUUUUUUCUGAACUGAGAACGAGAGAGGAACUCGGGGCGGAGUUCCGUUACGAAGGCAUUAUUUUAACGAGAAAAAAUAACGGCAUCAACAGCAUGGCGGAUUUAAGGGGAAAGAAGUCAUGCCAUACAGGUUUCGGACGUAAUGUUGGCUACAAGAUCCCGAUCACCCGAUUGAAGAAAAAUGGUGUCCUCAAAAUUAGUCCCGAUCCAACGCUAUCAUCGGUCGAAAAGGAAUUGAAGGCGCUGUCCGAAUUCUUUACGGCAUCAUGCAUCGUUGGAAAAUAUUCAGCAGAUAGUGAGGUCAACCAUAACUUAAAACAAAAGUAUCCCAACUUGUGUGCAUUGUGUGAAGAUCCUGCCAAAUGCGACUACCCUGAUAAAUUUUCCGGCUACGAUGGAUCAAUCAGAUGUCUGGUCGAUAACGGUGGCGAUAUUGCUUUCACAAAAGUAAUUUACGUUCGUCGGUUCUUCGGUCUUCCAAUCGGUAACAAUCCUGCAACAACUGUGGCUCUAGCUGAUCCAGACGACUAUGAAUAUUUAUGUGAAGAUGGUAGUCGUCGACCGGUAACUGGAACAGCUUGUACAUGGGCGAAAAGACCAUGGCAAGGAUUCAUGUCGAAUGCUGACGCUAAUUCAAAUGUGGCACAACUGCAGAGCAGUCUGCUGAAUUGGUACACCAACGGACUGAAUAAUGUAGACAAAGCAGUUGCUAGUAAAUUGUGGAUUACUGACAAAUAUUCGGUUGUGCCUAAAACUGAUCUAGCUUUUCCCGGUGAUCACUUGAUCAGUGCAAACUACAAAGACGUUAUUGAAAGGGACGGAAGUACUUCGCAAAAAAUUCGACUUUGUGUUAAGAGCGAGGCUAAGAGCGACAUUGAAAUGCGAAAAUGUGGAAUACUGAAACAGGCUGCCUAUUCUCGGGACAUUCGUCCAGAAUUUUACUGCGUGGAAAGUAACGACUGCAUACAAACGGUUCAUGAAAGUAAUGCAGAUGCAGUAGUGUUACAUCCGAACGACUUUUUUCGAGCCCAUGAUAACGAGCUUAAAAAAAUUAUGAAAGAAGUAAUAGAUCCAGAGAGUGUUUAUGUCGUUGUGGCCGAUAAAAAUAUCAAUUCCGACGUGCUGAAAAAGAUGAAUGUUAAAUUCGACAAAUCAGACAUGAGGGCCGUUGAUGUAGCACUUACAUUUAAUCGAGCCCGGAAUAUCGAAACGGAUAUCGAAGACAUUCCAUCAGCCUCUAAUUCUCAAAUCGAAAUCGUUCAUUCAAGCCGUCUAUCCGACGAAAAGUAUUUAGACAAGCAGUUGAUCUGUCCCGAUUUCACCACUAAGGACCUUAGCGAAGCAAACACAUGCAAUUUCGAUGGCAGAUACACGCGCGGCAUAUUUGUACGAAACAGUUUAGGCGGAACGGAAUUGGAAAGUAUUGUACACGGUUUCAAGUCAUUGUCAGACCAGUUCGGUCAUGGCGGAAAUUUGGAGAAUGUUUUCGAGUUGUUCGGAGAAUUUGAGCCAGGUGCAAAGAACGUUAUUUUCACUGAUGAUGCGAAAAUGUUGGAAAACGAUGACGAUGUUAAUGUUUUAUCAAAGACAUAAGUCUCUUUCAUAUAAAAAUUUGGUGAAACUGAACAAAAUUGUGUUCAGCAAUUAAAAUACGAAUAAAAGUUACUGA
Messenger RNA from Bradysia coprophila, 2020 nucleotides. It is a transcript of the gene Tsf1, whose product is annotated as Transferrin 1. Gene Ontology annotation, biological process: iron ion transport. NCBI's taxonomy places the organism in Eukaryota, Metazoa, Arthropoda, Insecta, Diptera, Sciaridae. Gene Ontology annotation, cellular component: plasma membrane; extracellular region; recycling endosome. The record is from RefSeq and is a predicted model, not a curated record.